AUGUCUAUCGCUAUCUUGUUCUUUUAUUGCUCUCUCUCUCUCUCUCUCUCUCUCUCUCUCUCUCUCUCUCUCUCUCUCUCAUUAAUAGUGUGUUAUUGUUAUUUGCUAAGCUUAAAUUUAUCUACCACAAAGAGAAAUCGUGCGGUUAACAUGUUUGGCAGUGAUAAAUUGGUUGCACCAAAUUUCGGUGGCAAGGGAAUUACUGUUAAUUAUCUAUCUAUCUAUCUAUCUAUCUAUCUAUCUAUCUAUCUAUCUAUCUAUGUCAGUCUUCUGUUUAAUAUAUUUAUCUACCCUAAUCUUUUUUUCUUUUUUUAUCUAUCUGUCUGUUUCAAUCUAUCUAUCUAUCUAUCUAUCUAUCUAUCUAUCUAUCUAUCUAUCUAUCGCAGUCUGUUCAUAUCUAUCUAUCUAUCUAUCUAUCUAUCUAUCUAUCUAUCUAUCUAUCUAUCUAUCUAUCUAAUAACUGAUCAUCCUAGCAAACCGGCGGGUUCGGAAUCGAGUAGCCGGACAUUAUUUUUUAGCUUUGUUUAUGUGUAUGUGUGUGUGUUCAUGUGUGCAUCUAUCUAUCUAUCUAUCUAUCUAUCUAUCUAUCUAUCUAUCUAUCUAUCUAUCUAUCUAUCUAUCUAUCUAUGUCAGUCUUCUAUCUCAUCUCUCUUCAUCUAUCUAUCUAUCUAUCUAUCUAUCUAUCUAUCUCAGUCUGUUAACAUCUAUCUAUCUAUCUAUCUAUCUAUCUAUCUAUCUAUCUAUCUAUCUAUCUAUCUAAUAACUGAUCCUCCUAGCAAACCGGCGUGUUCGGAAUCGAGUAGCCGGACAUUAUUAUUUUUAGCUUUAUCAGCCUGGUUAUCUAUCUAUCUAUCUAUCUAUCUAUCUAUCUAUCUAUCUAUCUAUCUGAGUGUGUUAAAAUCAGUCUAUCUAUCUAUCUAUCUAUCUAUCUAUCUAUCUAUCUAUCUAUCUAUCUAUCAUGAUAGCACCUGUCCCUUGGCCGACCAACGCAUUGUCGUCCAUAGUCAACGAACCUAUUCUGUCUCUAUUUUCUCUUACUCUCUCUUUCCCUCAAACCCUCCCACGCAAUUAUGCAGCUGUUUGAAUGUGAGAUUAAAUGGCUGGCAGACUACUGAAGAAGAAUUUGAUUGCUAG
Acanthosepion pharaonis is the source of this 1134-nucleotide messenger RNA. The record is from the annotation of a GenBank genome assembly. NCBI's taxonomy places the organism in Eukaryota, Metazoa, Mollusca, Cephalopoda, Sepiida, Sepiidae.